Molecule: messenger RNA, 4438 nt
Organism: Trichomycterus rosablanca
Lineage: Eukaryota; Metazoa; Chordata; Actinopteri; Siluriformes; Trichomycteridae
Product: coiled-coil domain-containing protein 171-like
Exons: 23
Coding region: 239-3883 (1214 amino acids)
Source: RefSeq, a predicted model, not a curated record
GUAUAUAAAUAUCGAUAUUAAACGAAAACGUUUACUUUGUUCGCUAGCUAGGUGGCUAAUGCUAGCAGGCUGUUCGGUGUUAUUAGUUCUAUAGCGACCGUAAACAACAACAAACCCGCUGACUGUUACAGUUCAUCCAAACUCUCUCUGUACACCACAUAUAACAAAUUAUGAGGUAAAUCUCCACAGACCGGUGGCUUUAGUGAUACUGGACGGUACUGAGCUGCUUGACAAAGUCAUGUCUGCUGGACCAGCUGUGAGUGGGCCCACACAGGGUAACCACGAACGAAGCAGAGAUCGAACAAAACGCAAGGGUGGUGGACAGAGUAAAGCGCCUCCACGUUCCUCUCAGCGUCACACAGCAAAUCGAUCUAAUCAGGGCAUUGUUGAGGAAAUCAACAGACUGACGGAAGUAACCGAUCAGCUACAAAACAAAGAACAAGGCAUUAAUAAAGAGGAAGAACUGAGAUGGAGGAUCAACCUGUUGGAGAAAGAGAAGCUGGAGGUGACAUCCAAGUGCAAUCAGGAGGUGGCAUGUAGUGAGGCUCAGCUCGCUCGCUGUCGUGCCCUGCUGGAAAGAGGAGAGGCUCAAAGGCAGACACUCGAGUAUGAGCUUGCCGUGAUGAAAAGAGAUGCUGCGGCUCAGAAUAAACGUUUGGAGGACAAAAUAGCCGAUCUAAUCAAACACAACCAGCAGCUGGAAGGCCUCAGUGCGGAGCUGCGUCAGAGGGCCUCUGAUCUGCUGAAAGCUCUGGAAAUCACUCAGCUGGCUCGAAACGAGGAUGAGCAGAGAGUCCACGUGGAGCUGCGUGAAAGGGAUCAUCUGAUUUACAGCAUUAAUACAGAGAAAGAACAGAUACAGGAGGAGAAAAGACAGCUAGACACACUGCUGCAGGAGCAGAAGGACACCCUGCAAGAUCUGAGGGACAGAAUGGACAGAGUGCAAAAAGAGAGGCAGCGGGACGCAGAGCAGCUCAGAGUGAAAACAUCGGAACUGAGGCACAGUGUGGAUCGUGAGGAGAAAGUGAGGAAGGAGGUGAAGGCAGUCAUGCAGAGAGUAAAGACGCUGGAGGAGAGUGUGGAGUCAGAGAGAGCUGCUCACAUGGAGUUGAAGGUCAAUGCUGAAGUCCUGCAGGUGCGUCUCAAAGAUGCUGAAGCCGCUCUCUCAAUAGAGAAGAAAAACCAGUCGGAUGCUUCGAUCAGUCUUGAGCUACUAAAGCAGAAAUUUGGAGAAUUGGAGAAAGCACACACACAUGAGAAAGAACGGGCCAACACAUCACAACAUGCACUGCAACAGCUGGAGAAGGAACAUCUCCACACCAAAAGCGAUCUAACUGGUCAGCUGGAUAAAAUGAAGAAUGCAUCAGCUGAUCUGGUUGGUCAAUUGGAAAGGGAGAAGGCGGAGUCCGCUAACCUGAUGAGUCAAUUAGAGAAAGGAAAAGCAGAGUCAUCUAAUCUGAUGGAUCAGUUAAAGAGCGAGAAAGCUGAGUCAGCUAUGCUGAUGAAUCAUUUGGAAGAGGAGAAGGCAAAGUCAACUAAGCUGAUACUCAGACUGCAGGAAUGUGAACGAGCGCAGACAGAGAGCCAACAGGAAGUCAGCCUGAAUCAACAAAGACUGUUGUUUUUGGAGGAGGCAUAUAAAAGCCUUCUGAAAGAUAUGGAACAGCUAUUGGAGCGUUACCACCAACAGGGGGCGCCACACAACAACAGUGCAGGGGUUGAAGAUAAACGCAGCCCAUCUACUCUGAUGGAUAGUCUAAGAGCAACAUUACACCAGUAUCACACAGAGACAAAGGACUUGUUAAAGGUGGUGAAUGUCCUGAAUGAGGAGAGCAAAGAGAAAGAGAAUAUAAUCACUCAACAGAAAAGACACAUCCAGGAUUGUGAGGUGCAGGUUGCGUGUCUAAGAGAGGAGUCCGAGCGUCUGCGCGCAAACGCCGCAGACGCAUCUGCCGCCACAGAUCGAGCACAGAGAGAAUUACACAGGAUCACGUACUGUUUGGAGAAGGAGAAGAAAGAGCUCGCAGACACAACAACACACAUGCAUAUUCUCACACAGGAGCACAAAAAGGAGCAACAGGAGCAGCUGACUUUCCUGCACUCUUUGUAUCAGCGGCUUGUUGCUGGAUAUGUGUUUGUGGCCCCGGCCCAGGACAUGAUUGGUAGCUUUUCAUGGGCCGAGCUUAGCGCCAUGCUGCAGGAGCAUGCAGAUGCACUGGCGUCAGACUUUAAGUCAAUGAAUCAGAAGAUCUCGCUUUUGGAGAGUAUGUGCGAAGGGAAGGCAGCAGCCUUGACUAGUGUGUGCGAGCAGCUGAAGCAGAGAGAAGAGAGCUGGAUUAAACAGAGAGAGGAGCUGGACUCACACCACACACGCCUAGUUAAUGAACUUCAUACCAAAUCUCAGGAUUUGAGGAGUCGUUUAAAUCAGGCUGAAGAGAGCCUCCGUGUUUCUGAGCACUCUCAAUCCGCUCUUCAUCUGGAAGUGAACCGUCUGCAGGACCUGAUUCACGCACGUCGGCGUGAUGACGAGUCUCUGUUGGCAACAUGUGCCCUGCUGGCAGGUUGUGUAAGCCAUCUCCACACGCGCGUCUGUGCACUUAAGGAUCAGAAAGCCGUGUUGCAUCGGUGUGUGCGCGACACGGAGGCUCUGAAAGGAGAGGUGAGCGCUUUACUGCAUGCGCUUAGCAACCCGGAGGUUAAAGGUCACGCAGCAGUCAGACAGGGUGUGUGGAGGUUUCGGUCAUGUGCGAUCGCCGUGAUGGCUGCUGUGCGACUCCGAACACUCCACAAGACCUCACACACUUUGUUCAGGCUGGAUGGAGGAGUGUGUGUAAAAGAGCUGAGGUUGAGCGAGGGAUCGGAGCGAAGAGACGAGGAGGCGAAGAUGUCGAUGCUGAGGUCCUCUGAGCUUAGUGCGAUCAUACACAGCUGCAUGCACGGUGUGCAGAAAGAACUGGGGAAAACAGAGCACACUGUUUCAGCCCUAGCUUCAGCUCGCGUCAGCUUUACUAAGCUGAUGGAGAGACUGCUGCCCGAGUCCGAGUCACUUCAUCAGGGUUGCUACGGAGGCGUUGGGACCUUGGCGUGGCAGUUGGGUCAAGGACUAAACAGACUUCGCAAAAUAAAUCACUUCCCACUGAGAAUAGACACCAAUAAGCUCAUGCUCUCUGCACUGCAGCAGCACUUCCUGGCGUAUACAAAGCGUUUACACUCUGCCGAGGUGGAAAGGAGGGACCUGAGGAUCGAACUUGCACGUCUAAGAUGCAGCAAAAUGCAGCACAGUAGCAAGUCCAAGGAUGGCACAAACUCCCAGAGGGAGCCUAAGAACAACAACCACAGAGCAUGCGUUCCUAUAGAGCAGUUCCGCAGUGUUUGUUCGGAGUUGAGCUCGGCUCUGCAGAGAGAGCAGCAAGCUCAGAGUCUCCUGCAUGAACAGGCCACCCAGCUUCAUGAGCUUGGUCUCACCAUGGAGCUACAUACUGGAGAACAGCUGGAGAAGGACCACACACUUGCUCAGGCCGUACAGAGUUUGACUAAAGCAAAGGCAGAGCUUAAAAGAAAGGACCAGUCUCUGUGUUUAUUUGAAAAACAGCUGCGUCAGUCACAUCAAGAGAACCAGCAGCUACAGGAAACUAUCAAGAGAGCAGAGGAGUCACUACGAAUUUCAUCCAAUAAUCAUUCGGAUUUUACAUCAUGUCCCAGUUUGAAGGUGAUCAGAUCAGAUUAUCCUCCCGUUUCAUCUCAUGAAGCUGAGGUGCAUCAUCAGGUGCCAGCUGUCUCAGAGACUCUCAUCAAACAGAAAACCAUCCCUGGGAACACGCUGCCUAUUCGAAAGAAAUCACUUACACGUAAGAAAAGCAAAGCUGUGAGAAAAAAGGUCUAACAUCACCGCUUUAAAAGCAGCCUACUUAGAAAACACUACUUUAAAUGUAAUUUAUUAUUAUUAAACAUAAUGUUCACUGUGCUUUAGUUAUAAAGAAGAAUGUGGUGUGUCUUAUGGCUACAUACUGAAUAACACUUUUUUUUUUUUUUUUUUUUUUAAUAAAAGUAAACAAAAUGGAACGGUAAAGAUGCAUUUUCUAUAUCAUUUUUUAAAACCAUUGUGUACACCAGUAUAUAUCAGCCAAAUCAUUACGACCAUAUGGCCAGCGCCCCAAAAGUCUUGGCGGAAAGUGUAACAAAAUAGUGCAGUCCAAAUGGACCUAGGUCAAACUCAUUUUACAUGUGCAUUAUGGUGGCCCUCAAAGGGCCGAUUGUAAUGUAUCCUGCUGUGAUUGCAGUCUGCCUUUUAAGUCUUGGACAAUUUGUUGUUCUUCUUGGAGUCUAAAUUCUGCCAAAUGUAUACUGUAUAUUUAUAAUGUAUAUCUACAUUUAUAUUGUACUCUUUUACCACAUACACAGCCUCAUCUUUCAUUAAAUUCUCUUCCUUCUGCUUCAA